Molecule: messenger RNA, 6374 nt
Organism: Bemisia tabaci
Lineage: Eukaryota; Metazoa; Arthropoda; Insecta; Hemiptera; Aleyrodidae
Gene: Usp16-45
Product: ubiquitin specific protease 16/45
Biological process (GO): protein deubiquitination
Cellular component (GO): nucleus; cytosol
Molecular function (GO): cysteine-type deubiquitinase activity; zinc ion binding
Source: RefSeq, a predicted model, not a curated record
UCACAUCUCGGGAUAUCUCGCGGAUUCGGAUCUGUGCCGUGGUUUAGGUUUUGCUUCGUGGAGUCCGCGGUUCUCGGAUAUUCCAUUUUUCACUUUAUCGUGGAAAGUUUCACUAGAGUUUGUUCGUGCGAUGUAAAGUCUCAUCGAGCAUAAUAACAGGAACUGCAUUGAUAUUCUCGCACUGUCAACUCAAUGGCUCGUCGGAGACAGGGGAGUCCCUGCACCAAUGGUAACAUUGACUCUGAUGAUUCUAAGGGAAGUCCAAAGAGUAAUGAAAAUGCAUGCCAGCACUGCGGUAAGAAACCUGUUCUUACGAAGGGUAUAAAUUAUCCUAUGCUUACAAGGGAACGGUUUGCCAGAGAAAAUCUGCUGGGGAGACAGUGUAAACAGUGCAAAGCAGAAGGUAGCUCACCGAAUCCUGAGGCUGGGUUGUACAUGUGCUUGAAAUGUGGACAAUUUGCCUGUGAUGAUAGUGGAAAGAAUCAUGCUCCUCAGCACUAUGCUGCAGCAAGAAGCGAGCCACAUUUUAUUGGGCUGCAUAUGAAUGAUUGGACUUUACGCUGUUUCAGGUGUAAUGAAGAAUUAGACCAACACGCUGAUAAGAAGUUACCUGAGCUUGUCGUUUCUCUCAAGACUAGAAUAUCUAAGCUAUCUGUAAAGCAAGAAAAAGCCUUAGUCAAUUCAAACGGUGCAAAGGACGCAAGUAACAUCUUAGAGGAGGACUCGAGUUCCAACUCACAGAAGAAAAAAUUAAGCAGCUCAGCAUUUUGUAGUACAAAAUCUCGACCAUUUGGCCACAAGAUGCGAGUCAGAGGUCUUUCAAAUCUAGGCAACACGUGUUUUUUCAACUCCGUUCUACAGUGCCUUGCGCAGACUCCGUUUCUGGAGGAGCUUCUGAGAGAGAUCCAGGAGCCAGAUGAGGAGGUCAUCCUGCCCGAAAGAGAGGGAGAAGAGCGGGUUAAACUUGUCCUUGGCAAAUGGGGACCUAUAACUGAGGCUUUGGCGAAUACGUUACACGAAAUAACCACUCCUGGCACUGCAGGCUCUUUUGCCCCUCGCAAACUUCUAGAUUCUUUACGGGUCAAGUGUCCUCAGUUCCAGGGGUUUGAUCAACACGAUUCCCAUGAAUUGCUCAGGCAUCUGUUGGAAUGUGUAAGAGUGGAAGAUCUGAAGAGGUAUCAAAAGCAGAUUUUCGCUCACAAUGGACUAACAUCUAAAGUGAACCCAAACGAGCUAGAUGAAAAGCAGAAGGAAGCAAUUAAGAAAAUGAAUACGCGAAUCACGGACACAGUUACACUGCGCCCAGAGCACCUCUUCAAAGGCACUCUAGUUAGCACCUUAACGUGUAAAUCAUGUAACCAUGUGUCUCAAACAGAGGAAAGGUUCUUGGAUCUCAGCCUCCCUAUCACUGGAGACAAGCCAAUGAAGAAAGCUGUGGAACAUCGCAACAACCGUUUAUCCAGCAAAAACCAACGCUUGAAGCGAAAACAAGUAGCUGCUGCUCAACACUCGAAAUAUUUCUCCCAGUUGUCACCAGAGAAUGGCCAAGGAGACUCGCGCAGCCCUAAAAAGCAAGAGGAAAGUGAUAGUGCUGAAUUAGAAGAUAACGAAGAUAGCAAAAAAGCGGAUGGUGAAAGUGGCUACAGCUCCGAGAAGCCUGGCUCAACCCGUGUCAGCCCAAUUCCAACACCUAACACCCCAGAGAACAUGUGCAGUGUCACAGACAAUAGUUUAAAUUCGGAAUAUUCGCCUGACAGCUCAGUAAAUCCGUUUGAAAAUGGUGUGAGCCUAUCAGUCCAAAUUAGUCCGAUACCUUUGGAAUCUACCGCAGGAUGCGGGAGCCCUGACUCAAUAUGCGCCAAUGCGAGUCCCGGCUCUCCAAGCGGCUUUGAUGACCUCCACACUACCGGAGUUGACGCCAACUCGGUCAAGUCGAAGCUAUCGAACCUUGAUUUCAGUGCGGCUUAUACCAACAGCUACAUGUCGGAGCCAUCUAAUGAAUUUUACAAAAACCACGACCAGCUAGACUCAAUUAGUGAAUUCCGUGAGAAUUACGAUCAACCGCCCAUUGAUUCAUUUGACUUGCCCGGGAACAGUGAGUAUGAUAACAAUAAUGACCAUGAUAGGACUUUGACCUCGCGAGUGGGAGGUUCGCCUUUGCCGGAGGAUAAUGGGCUUCGGGAGGACUCCAAUGAAAAUAGCAAUGACGCUCCUUUGAACAACAGCAAUGUCGAAUCACCGGUCAGUAAUCCUCCCGAGUCUGAAGAAGAGGAGGAAGAAGACAGCAUUGUGGGACCCUCUAACUUCAUGACAUAUUCACGCUUCCAGUACAAUGACACAGAGCUUUCAGUAACAUCUUGUUUGAAUCAGUUCACUGCGCUGGAAACAUUGAGCGGAGGCAACAAGGUCAGCUGCGAAAAUUGCGCCAAAGUACAAAAUAAAGGAAAAACAGAGAAGGCCAUCUACUCUAAUGCCAGCAAACAAUUCCUGAUCCGAAGUCCGCCAGCAGUGUUGAUCCUUCACUUAAAACGUUUCCAAGUGAUGUACACGUCGUUCCAGAAAAUCCAUCGAUUUGUCUCAUUCCCGCUGAUCCUGGACAUUGAUCCAUACUGCUCCGAGAAGUGUCGUAAGGAGUGGCGAGCCCCUGGCAAGAAAGAAAUCUCUUAUUCUCUGUACGGAGUCGUCGUCCACUCAGGUUGUCUUGGUGGUGGCCACUAUAUCGCCUACGUUAAGGCAAGGUCUCCGCCAACCCCAGAUGACGAACGGCUAAAGUUUUUCCAGAGUCUAAAAAAUCCAUUAAAGAAGGAGGACAAGGCUCAAGAAAACAAUGAAGCUGACACUGAAAAGGAACAGAAUGGAAGCCGAGACAGCGCGAGUCCAGAACUGGAUCAAGAACCGCAGUGGUACUAUAUCAGUGACUCGCACGUAACUCAGGUGUCUGAGAGUGAUGUUCUCAAAUGUGAAGCUUAUCUAUUAUUCUAUGAACGCAUCGUUUAAUCGGCCGGUGUCCGACUGCGCCUUUGUAAAUCAUUCAUUGAAACGGAGGUUCACUUUACUCCCCUAACGCGUGCUCUUGUACAGUUUUAUAUUUUGAUUCUCGCGUUUAGUUAAUAAUUCGUUCAUGGGUUGAAACUGCUAUUAUUUAUAAUCUCGUUUAGGGUUAGAUCUCUUGUUUUGUAUUUAUGAUUGCUUUUCGAUCGUGUCUUGUUUACAGACGUGCGGUGAACUGAGUUGGCUGUUAGUGACCUUGUGAUGGUCGCUAACUCUUUGAUUUCUCUUACAUCUACCAGUCAAAUUUGUAAACAUAUCUAAACAUCCAAUGUAUCUGGAAUUAAAUAGAAAAUCGUAAUUUUUACAUUUUCCCAUCACAGAAUCUUUGCAGGGCAAAGUACCAUCAUCAGUAAUUUUAAUUAGCUGUAUCCAAUUCAAUUAACAUGUUGAAUAACAGAUCGCGUGAAACUACAGCAUUGGCUCAAUGUCAGAAAUAUUUAUUCAUACACCUGUUAUCAAAGUCUAGUUUUUCACGAAUAUAGCUUUAAGUUGGAAGUUCAGUGUAUCUUUAGCAGGUUUUUUUGUUUAAUUUCCUUUUUCAUACUCAAAUAGUUUCAAGACUGUAAGUACGAAGCCUUCUACCUAAAAGUACAUUGUGGGUCUAUCAUUUUUAUAUUCAAGGCUUCUUUUAUCGUAAAUCACUACAUUUUAGUCGCUAAAGAUGAAUUUAUAGCUUUAAAAGCACAUAAGUUUAGUCGUGAAUCGUUUUAAACCGUAUUUUUAUCAGUUCUAGCAGAAUGGAACCAUUCAUUUAAGCUUUUGCACAAUUUUGUAUUCAUUUCGUUUGUUUCUUCAUCUUCAUGGGAAGGAACUGAGCUUUUGAAAGUUAUUCUUACAAAUCUACAGGGACAGAUGACAAUUACAGGAAGUUUUAUGUUACAUCUUUGUUCAAAUUUUGCGAUUAAAAGGAAUUCAACAAACACUGUUGUUGAGCUACUUCACCGUUGCAUUGGAUUUAUUUUAGUUAGGCUUCAAAGAUCAACUACUAUUUUCGGCUUUGUCUUUAUUUUUUUUUGUUCAUCCUACAAAUCAAUACUGAGCUUAGUGAAAUGACCUCCGAUGUUCGUCUCUCUGUUAGCCGCCAACUCAGUUCAGCAACCGUACCUGUUUUCGUUCAGUAGUCACAUUAUUUCCGUUAUUUUGGCAUUUUGAUUCAAUUGAUGAUUUGAGCACUCGGAUUAGUUAGUGCCUCUUUGGCUCAUGACUGAUAGCUCCUAGAGUUUUUUAAGUUUUCGAGACUGAAAGAGCAGUGCCUCCCACUACAGAUGCCCCGUAGAUGCAGGGAUGCAGCUAGCUCUGUUUAUGAAAGUUCCAUUAUUUCCCCUUUUUUUUCGAUGAGCUAGUAAUUACUUUUGUGCAUUAAUUAGUCGUAAAGUGAAUUGAUUUCUGUUUCAUAAACUCGAGCCAAUUAUUGGUUCUCAAAAAAUCUCAUCUACUUCUAGAUAAAUUCCUUCCCAAAGGAGCUUCUACGAUGGCUAAUCUCAGAAGAUGCGUUUUUCAGUUUGUAACAUUACAAAUUUCUGCUCCUGCUCCAUUAUUUAAACAGAAGAGUGCUCAUUGUUUUUUCUUCAUUAAAAGUCCCCGUUUUUUCCUCGGUGAAGAAAGAAUACUGCUGAAGUUGCUCAGGCAAAAUUAGCUUGAUUCUCUUAAGACACUAUGGAUUAGAAAUUUUGAGUGAAAUCCGUUUUUAUGGUUUAGCCAUCGAUUUCCAUCAGUUCUUACUUUUUUAUUCAUCAUAAUAUAUCUGGUCCUCUCAGAAACCAUAUCCUAAAAUGUUAAGUUGUUCUUUUAUAAGAUGGUCCAAAAGUCCUACAUUUGACAUCAGCAUUGUAACUUCUGAACACAUUGAGAUCAAGACUUGAAAGUUUGUGAGAACUCCUUAAACAAAGGAAACGAAUUAUAGAAUCUCCCAGAACUUCAAGAGGAUCACCUUGAAAAGGGACAAGAACUUUACAGGUCUUUGGGGUGGGGCAGGACUUAUGAAUCACCCUGUAAGCUUCUCAUGUUCAAGAGGUCCAAGCAGCAUGCAUCUAAAUCAAAUCAGUCUUUUCUCAUCCCAAAUCACAAAUGUAAAACUGCAACGUCUACCAUUCCUGAGGUUACGGAAACAAUAGGCGGAAGAUAAUUUCAGUCUCAUGAAAUUAAUAUUGAAAGAUCAACACCAUCAACAUUUUUUGUCUUUAUCUACGCAUUACAGAAGAACCACGGUGACACUGUAGGAAUGUGUACCUCGGUUCGCAGCGUUGCAGACUUCCUGCCUUACUUUAUUUCCUGCACAUGAAAAACCUCUCAACGUCAUUUCUUUGAAAUUUUCGUGAUUUUACUUCGUUAUGUGAAGAAUAUCUUGUGAAAAUUUCAAGUCAUGAUGUAGGUUCGGUUUUCUUUUGAAAAACAAAAUAGGAAUGGAGAUUUUGAAACACCGCAACCAAGGUACGCAUUUUUUCAGUUUUGCCAUCAAUAUGUGUGCUCGAAUAAAGGAUGGAAGAAUAUAAGUACAAUACCCAACAGCUGCCAGUUUUUGUAAACAUUAACACCAGAGAACAUUUUAUUUUUUGUUUUUAGUCAACUUUUGAGACCUUUCAAUCUUGCCUCUUAUUUCUCAUUUUCAUCAACUCAGGUGCUGGCUAGCACCUCUUCAGGUGACAUCGUCGUGAACUAAACGUUUGAAGAGGAACAGCCCAAAAAUUGACAGCUAUUACUGUAGGUAUGUCGUCAUCUGGUCAUCAAAUGGUAGCAUUAAAAAUAAUCAAAGUGACAUGAAAAACCUGUUUAAAAGUUCUUACUACAAUUCAGUAAUUUGACCAACAUAAAUGUUCAUUAUGCCCUCCUGUGAUUUCUUCUAUUUGUCUCGAUUCCUAUCAAUUUAGUCACCAAUGUCUUGUGAUAGUUGACUAAGUGAUCGACUUAAUUACUAAGAUCUGAGAGAAAUUCAAUCAAAUUCAGGCAGGUGUACUGUAGCCAAAUGUCAGUGUCACUUAUUUUUAAUCACUGAAUUCAGAUGACCAUAUAAUUGUUGUAACGCAUCGUACGCAUUGACAUACCCAGCAGAAGUCAUGCAAAAAUUUUGCUUGAGUAUAGAGUUCAAAACGAUUAAAUUAUAGGCAUGAAGUCAAUCUGAGAAGACUCAUGCUAUUCCUCCUUCUCAGCAUUUGAGCUUGUAACGGAUUUAUGUGAUUAAAUCCAGCGAAUCAUCGUUCCCCCUCUCUUCAAUUACACCUAAAUUAGACAAACCCCCUGUAUCAACAAAUGCCGCUCAUUAAAUUUUUUACUAAUGUCUUGUUUGUAAUCAUUUUUGAAAAAAAUAAACAUCAUAUCUCAUGUAA